CGUUCUCGUUCGCGUUCUUCGUGCACGGCGAGAGCACUGUGUGCGCGAGCGUCGACGUAAGGCAACAUCCGGCGGUCAGGCAUCUGAGCAGGGCUUGCUUGCAGCGUGCGCAGACUUCCCAGUCGCCCGUGAAAGUGAUCCUCGGACCGUAUGGCCUUGCAGGAACGCUAACCGGUCAAGUAGCCCGAGUCGAUUCUCAACUACUGGACGAAUGGAAGCAAUUCUAUCCGAUCAGUAGUUCAGGUCUCGAACCCGGCAUGCCGGCAUUAGUAGAAGUCUUAGUCGGUGGUGUUCGCAUGCGCUAUCCAUCGUGUUACGUCCUCGUCACGGACAUGGACGAAACGUCGACGAUAGAGCAACAGCAGCAUCAUCAUCCGCAGCAGCACCAGCAUCUUCACCAUCACCAUCGCCACACGAUGGAAAUAACGAUGCCACUGUCACCACCCGACUCGCCGGCAAGCUACGAGCAUCCGUUGUCGAUGCAACGUGAUCUGGGCCCCGCCACCGAGUUACCCGAGAGGGUAUGGGCUGAAUGUAUCGUUGGUAGUCCCAAGCAAGAGGCUGCGGAAUUAGGCUCGUGGAAUUUCAACGAUCCGAGUAUCAAGUCUUCCUGUACUUGCUCCAAGAGGCCCGGAGGUCGCGGACGUAAGAGGAAAUCAGCACUGGACGGCGAGUCGGCGGCGCACCGCAGUCCUAGUACCUGGAAGAGCAGUACUGGUGGCAGUAGUAGCAGCAACAGCAGCGGUGGUAAUGCAGCAAGCAACAACACGAAUCUCACAGUCGGUAGCAACACGUCGAGUGCUAGUAAUUUGCAAGCGCCGCCACCGUCGAGUGGAAGUCAAAGGGAAAAAAGCGCGAGGAGACCACCGCCUGUGCCUUUUCAUCGUAGGUCCACUCUGUUCUGGGAUACCACUGCCGUUGCCACCUUUGCCACCGCCGCCACUGCUACCACUGCUAACAAUCUCGUUACGCCUUCCGUUAGUGCCCCAAGAACAUCGUCGAACCGUACAGAUGCGCCGAAAACACCAGCCGAGGCACCACGAGUAAGUGUCAACGAUUGUGGUAGUUUGCCAGUACCAUCGGUAGGUUCGCCAGCAUCGCCUGCACCCUCGCCAUUACCAACACCGCACUCGGAGCCACCGGCGAGUAUUCCACCAGUGGAUGCAAUGCAGCAGUCGAGCGUUGGCCCCGUUAACAGCCCGCAGGUGGGACAGCAGUCCGGAAGUCAGCCGACGAGUAGCGCUGCUCAGUUACCGCUUACUCCCUCGCAGGGUCCAAAAUCGAUUUCGUCAGGUAGCUACGGUAACGCUCAAGCAACCUCGCCAACGCCUCAAGCUCCAGCAGUACAGAUGCCGGCACCGCCAAGCUUAAAACGACCGCUGCUGACGACGAAAGAUUACGAGGGUGCAUUGCUGGAGGAUGAACAUCAGUUACACUGGCUGUACGAUUACUCGACGCAGGAGGCAUGGCUUAAUCAUCCGGUGAAGAGGAUGCGCACGUCGCCGCAAGGCCCAACGAUUUUGAGGAACGGUAGUUUAUAUCCACCCACGAGUUGUGCUGGACCCGACAGUCCGCAGGCUCAACAGCCAAGAGUGGAGAUUAAGCAGGAGCCUGGCACCAAUAUUGGCGAUUUCAUAGGCGGUAGGCCAGAUCCAUACGAGUUUGACGCAACCGGCGAUGAGAACGGUGUAGACGGACUCAAGAGGCAAAGGGACGAGUCCAAGCCAAGCUCUCUAUUUACAAGCGAAGGUCUUCAAGCUUCGAUGAAAGACUUAGAUCAAAUUUUCGAUAACUCCGAUCCUGAUACUUCCAGCGACGAAACUAAUCUCAAUCAGCUCCAAGUGCAAACCCCACCAGGUUCGAACAAAUCCGGCAACGGUGCUCACGACAGUGCGGACACGCGGUUAGACGGUACGACGUCAACCUCCAAUACGCCCAAUUCCCAGACCAACACCUGCAACAGCUCGAGUAAACACAGCUCGUCGUCAUCGAACUGUGGUAGUCGUGGUGUCAGUAUGGUGCGACCUGAAGAAUUAUCAAAAAUGUUCCCAACUCCACCGUCCCUCGAGCAUAAUCCUGUAGCAUCACCUUGCCAACUUAGUGAUCCUAGUAUCGAACAAACUGACUUGGCUAGUACUCAGAGGCAAAUGCAACGGCAAAUGCCAGAUAUUUAUCCUAAUAUGGGUUCACCACCCGAAGAGCCCAUCGACGACUGGUCGUAUGUCUUUAAACCGCCCACGAGGUGUAUGCUUGUUGGUUCGUCCAAGUAUGCACCGCUUACUAAUCUACCGAGUCAGAGUUUGCCACCUGUUACUUUGCCGCCUCACUGCGUCUAUAGGAGUUCGUGGCAGUGCAAUGCCAAUGCUAAUCAAAGCAACCAAGACAAAUCGUCACAGCCAACGCGACCAAACUCAGUCCAACAGCAGCAAGUCCACCAUCAUCCACAACAACCACAACAACAUACGCAUCAUCAGCAACAAUUCCCACCUCAACAGCAGCAGCAUCCACAACCAUUCCCCCAGCAGCAACAGCAACAACUCCUACCGGCAAGUCCGGCGCAAUUACCGUACCGACCAAUGCCGAACGUGAUGCCACCAGGAGUUCGACCACCGCCACCACCUUACGACCAACCGUCGCCAGCUACAUCCACCUCAUCCUACCUGAACAAAAAUCUCAACAGCAUCGAGGCUGAUACUCCUGGACCUAUGCGUGCGCCCGAGUCCAACUCUCUAGCCGUUAAUAUAUUGUUAGGCGACACAGCUCUCAAUAUUUUCCGCGAUCACAAUUUCGACAGUUGCAGUCUUUGCGUUUGUAACGCGGGCCCCAAAGUUGUGGGCAACAUCAAGGGUGCUGACGCAGGCACUUAUCUGGCUGGCUCGUGGGCUGCCAAUAGUAAUGUCUUCCAGGACGACGAUCAAAUAAGAUGUAGCUGUGGCUUUAGUUCAGUUGUAAACAGGCGGCUAGCUCACAAGGCAGGCUUGUUCUACGAGGAUGAGAUGGAAAUAACUGGAAUAGCCGAAGAUCCAUCGGAAAAGAAAAAAGCGUCACUUGCGACGAUCGCCUGCUGCGAUACGAAAAACUUACCCGAAGGUAUCGACACUGUACCGUCGCCGGUACUCGAGUUAUUACGCGAGCAAUGCCUCAUCGUCCAAAGCUCGGCAAGCAGCUUAUACAGAGCUGCGAGAUUGUACGCGGGUAAUCGUGCAAAGCCAAGCUCGUUGAGUGUUAACGCAUUGGAGUAUAGUGACGGCAACGAGCUUACGCUCGCUGCCAUCGAUCAAGGCAAACUUGACGGUUUGCCAGUAGACCGUAAUCAGAGAGUAAGUGGUGUGCACCGUUGGGUAUUCCUUCGAGCGAAAGGUCCGCAAUGCAACGGCGACAUAGUGCGAGUUAUGAAGACGGUGCAACCUUUACUUCAAGAAGCCAUCCAACAAAAAGCUACGCGUAUGUGGGAUGCACCUUACACAGUGCGCAUCCUUACGUGGCGUGGCUUUCAUAGACUCGCAGGUAGGGACACGAAAGAUCGUUGCGAACCGCAGCCUGUUCCUGCACUGGUUGUCGGCUACGACCGAGACUGGCUAUCUUUGUCACCGUACGCGCUUAGUUACUGGGAGAAAUUGCUGCUGGAACCUUACGCUGGUCCAAGGGACGUGGCUUAUGUUGUGUUGGCACCUGAUAACGAAUGCGUUGUUGGCAAGGUCAAGUCGUUCUUUAGGGAAUUGUCCACGACAUAUGAGAUCUGUCGGUUAGGAAAACACACGCCAAUAGCAAAAACGGUGCGUGACGGUAUUCUUCGCGUUGGUAAAUCUACUGUACAAAAGCUUGUCACAGUCAACGGUAACACCGGUAAGCAGCAGCAACAACAACAGCAACAAGAACAACAAAUUGAUGAGUGGUUCAAGCUACUCGGUGAGAAUCAAAUUGGUGAAGGUCUCAGGCUGUACGCGCAGGCAUGCAAUAAUAGGCUAGCACCUUACCUCACGCAAAUGAUCCAAGAAAGAAGUUUAUUCGACAUCGGCGACUCGGGUAUUUGCGGCAAAAAUUCGAGUUCUGUCUCGGAAUCUAUGCCUGCUACACCUGAUGGCACACCAAUCAAGACCGACGAAGGCGAGAACGCGCGAAGUGAAACACCAUCGGGUGCAACACCAAAUGCCAACUCGACUCUGGGCAGUACAACACCAACGACACAAAAUGCACAAAAUCAAUCGUCGUCGCUGACGUCGAGCUCACAACAACAGCAACAAUCAACAGUGACAGUAUUAGGUCCUGAUGAGGAAGAACUUGAAUUACCUUCGAUCGUUGUUUAUCUUGUCGAACCGUUUUCCCUGGGCGGUGCCGAUUGUCCUGACAGACGCAGACUCGCUAUACUCGCGUUAUUAAGAGCGUUUUCCACUGCUGUUAAUGGCAUGCCGGAGAAUGUUAGGGGCAACAUCAGUGUACAGUUAAUUUCGUUAGAAAGUGUGAUGGAACUGGGCAGAGUUCGUGAGAGGCGAAAAAUUCAAGACGAAAUGAGGGCUCUUGCCUUGAACGUGUUCCUGCAGGGUCGGAGGAUGCUCUCACACCAUACGACCGUCAGAAGUCUGACCGGUUUUGGUACCGCUGCGGCCGCUGAUCUUUUUCUUAAGAACAAAGAUGAACGCAAUCGCUCGUCGGUACGUCUGUAUGCACCAGCAUAUGUAUUGGCGCCAUUACGUUGCAAGAGUGAAGCGCCUGAUUCGUUUGGCACUCAAGGACCUGAAGAAUGCUCUGUAUUGUAUCUAAGCUAUUGUCUCAGUGAAGAUCAAGCUUGGCUACUUGCUGUUGCCACUGACGAUCGAGGUGAGAUCUUUGAGACUGCCACUAUUAACGUCGACAUACCCAAUCGAAAGAGACGGAAACGUGCAUCUGCAAGGAGAGCUGGUUUGCAAAAGCUUAUGGACUUCACUCUUGGUGUAAUGUCGCAAGGGGUGUUACCUUGGCGACUAGUAGUAGGUCGCGUAGGUCGUAUAGGCCAUGGCGAGUUGAAAGGCUGGAGUUGGUUGCUUUCAAAGAAAGCUCUGAUGAAGGCAUCAAAGCACUUGAAAGAGAUUUGCGGUCAGUGCAGUUUACUCUAUCCAACAGCGGCACCGUGUGUGUUGAGUGCUUGUCUCGUAUCACUUGAACCUGACAGUACGCUUCGAUUGAUGGCCGAUCAAUUCACACCCGAUGAACGGUUUAGCCAGGUGUCGGUCAACUGUCAACUAUCGACACCACAAGAUGUCACUUGCACUCAUAUUCUUGUUUUCCCUACGUCUGCUACCACGCAGUCGUCCCAAACAGCCUUCCAUGAGCAGCAAUCGAGUGACCCGGAGUUAGGCGACGAUGAGCUCUUCUCCGCGCUACAUGAUGAUUUACCCGAGGGUAUGGAAGGUAUGGGCGACUUCAAUGACAUCUUUAACGUGUGGCCCGAGCCUGGCGCUGGUGGCGGUCAAAGUCCAAGUGGUAGUCCUAGAAGACCGGAGGGUUCACCUAUUGGUCCUGACGGCCCGGGCUCUGGCAUGGGUAAUCACGAUAGUGCUGGCAGUCCAUUCCCCUGCAGUAACACGCCAAGGGCAACAAAUGCAGAGCAAGCUGAGGAAGUCGGCACGCUACUCCAACAACCAUUGGCUUUGGGUUACUUGGUGUCAACAGCGCCAACCGGUCGAAUGCCAUCGUGGUUCUGGGCUGCCUGUCCUCACCUCGAAGGCGUCUGUCCGGUUUUCCUUAAAAAUGCUCUUCAUCUGCAUAGCCCCGCCAUCCAGCAGAAUAGCGAUGAGUUUCUGCAUCAGCAGAGUGCCGUCACCGUACACGGCCUUGACUCGCAAUUCACCACCGAUGUGCUCAGAUACGUAUUAGAGGGUUACAACGCGCUCUCUUGGCUAUCGGUAGACGCCAACACGAAGGACCGCCUGUCAUGUUUGCCAGUCCAUAUCCAGGCGUUGAUGCAGCUGUACCACGCGACGGCAGCCCUCGUCUGACCCACACCUUUAUG
Messenger RNA from Phymastichus coffea, 5989 nucleotides. It is a transcript of the gene skd, whose product is annotated as mediator of RNA polymerase II transcription subunit 13. The record is from RefSeq and is a predicted model, not a curated record. Gene Ontology annotation, cellular component: mediator complex. The coding region runs from base 258 to 5975 and encodes 1905 amino acids. Gene Ontology annotation, biological process: regulation of transcription by RNA polymerase II. NCBI's taxonomy places the organism in Eukaryota, Metazoa, Arthropoda, Insecta, Hymenoptera, Eulophidae. The transcript has 17 exons. Gene Ontology annotation, molecular function: transcription coregulator activity.